AAAUUUGCUUUAGAUGGCUGAGCCCGUCGGUCUUUGAACACAAAUGAAACAUAAAUGGUCGACAAUACUAACAAUAUUUAACUGCAGUGGACGGUGGGUUUAAUCCCUACGCUACAGCACCGGGGAAUGUAAAUGAUAAAAAGAUAAUACAAAAGAAAAACACAAUAAUACGCGUACGUGCGCCGCACAACUACAGUUAAAGACGAAAAAUUCACGCUUCGAUAUUCACAGCACAACGACAAAUGCAAAACCACGAAUCACAAAACUGCCGGUACAAACUGACCACCUAGAACUAAGGAACACAAAUUAGAACAAUAGUGACUAUUGUCACGAACGAUAUUUACCGGGCAGUUAUCUACAGAAUUCACAAGAAAACGUGGUUUUGACAAACUUGUGAAACAGGACGAAAAAACGUUGAGACGAUGAAAAUUUGACGUGCACACCACGAAGACACAAAAACGAGAGAGCGACAAUGCCGACGACAUUCACCACGAAGGCCGGACACCACAAUAUGAAGAUAACUGUCUCAGUGCCACCACACAAAACUGAAAUACACGGGAAAUUAAUAAACUUUGUGGUACAGAGAGCAUGACUUAACUUUUACAAAACAAUUUUUCGAAACCUGGAAUAACGAAUACAUUUACGCGCUAUUAAGUACUCGGCCGGUCGCACACGGAGGCUUAUCACCGCCGUUUUACACGCCGCCGCCGCCGAAUUCUAUUCAAAAAUGCUUUUUAUCAGCCAUAAUUCUUAUCAGGGAGAACAACUACCCUCAUCACGCCGACGAUGGCUGCGGAUACGCAACGCACCGCUACGCAUCGCACGAAAAUGUUAACAUGAACAAAUAACAUUAUUGACGCGAACAACAAUGAUAAUUUACAGUAGUUUUUCGACAUUGUCCAACUGAAUGAGAAUGUUUUAAACUGGUUUUUUUUUAUUUAAUCCCAAUCAAAAGUUAAGGUUUUUGAAUCAUGGCUGAUCAAGACGAAACUGUGUCAAAAAGUGAUAAGUUAAAAGAAAACAGUAAAUUAAUUGAUUCUGUUCCAGAAUUAGAUGAUACCGAACCACCUAAAGUUAUAAUAAGUAAUCCUCCGACAAUGUCAAUAAAAAUUACUAGUAAUAAAUUACAAAAGUCUGAAGAAAAUAAAGAUUUAGAGGAUUGUCAGAUUAUCAUACCAAAAACUGAAAUUAUUGAUAUUACUGAUGAUACUGGGGAUAAAGAAACAUGUGAUGAAGUGAAAAAAGUUUUUUCUGAGCACGAUAUCCAAGAAGAACUAUUAAUUGUAACACCAAAAGAAGAAUCCAAAGAACCUGAAACAGAAGUGAUAUCAGAAGAUGAUGAAAUGGCUGUUAAUACUAUGCCUGUUGACACUGAAGCUGUAUCAGAAGAUGAAUUGCCACCUACCACUUUAGCUGAUCAAACGGAAUCAGUAUCUGAUGAUGAGUUGCCCAGUGAAAAUGGUACUGGUAAAACAAAAAGAUGUAGUAAGGUGCUCGAUGAACAAACAAAGGAAGAUGAAAAUGAAUUACAGCCAGAGAAAAAACUUAAAACUGAAGAAGUAAAACCACUUACAGAAUUUGAUAAAUUUUGGCAAGCUGUAAAAGAUGACCCUUCAGAUUUUGCUGGAUGGACUUACUUGUUACAAUAUGUUGACCAAGAAAACAAUGUUCAAAAUGCAAGAGAAGCAUAUAAUAAAUUCUUAGAACUGUAUCCUUAUUGCUAUGGUUAUUGGAGAAAAUUUGCAGAUUUUGAAAAAAGAAAUAAUAAUAAAGAUGAAUGUGAAAUAGUCUUUCAACGUGGCUUAAAAGCUAUACCCCUAAGUGUUGACCUAUGGAUUCAUUAUAUGACUUAUCUUAAAUCACAGCAUGCUGAUGAUAUAGAUCUCAUUCGUGACAAGUUUGAAAAAGGUUUGGAAACAUGUGGACUUGAAUAUCGUUCUGAUCGAUUAUGGGAUCAUUAUAUAAAGUGGGAAAUUGACCAGAAUAAAUUACUCAAUGCUUUUAAUAUAUAUAAUCGUCUUCUUGCUACUCAGACAUUAGGUUAUUUGCAACAUUUCGACAAUUUUAAAGAAUUUGUGAACAAGAAUGCACCUGAUAAGUUUUUAAGUGUUAAGGAGUAUCUUGAAUUACGACAAAAAGUAGCAGAAGGACUCAGGAUGAGUGGUAGUGAUGAAUUAUUGACAGAUGAUUCUGCACCACCUGGAGAAGAAGAAAAUACAUUUUUAUCUGAUGUAUCAGAGAAGGAAUUGUCAUUAUUAAAAGAAACUAUAGUUGAAAUGAAAUAUAAAAUUCAUAAGGAAACCAGUAAAGAAAUCUUAAAGCGUCAAGCAUUUGAAGAAGGCAUUAAGAGACCGUAUUUCCAUGUUAAACCGUUAGAAAAAUGUCAGAUUGAAAAUUGGAAAGAUUAUAUUGCAUUAGAAAAAGAAGCCGGAGACCAUCAACGUAUUGUUGUUCUUUAUGAAAGAUGCUUAAUACCAUGUGCAUUAUAUGAAGAAUUUUGGUUGAGCUAUUUGGAUUAUUUAGAAUCAUUAGAUUUUGAUGCAAGUGAUUUAAUUAAUGAUUUGUUUACACGAGCUUGUUUGGUGCAUCACCGCAAAUCACCUGAAUUGCACUUAAAAUGGUCUACUUUUGAAGAAAGUAAAGGUAAUGUAGAUAAAGCUGCAGAUAUUUUGAAGAAUUUGGAUGAAGCUGUUCCACACAUGUUGCAAAUAAUUUACAGGCGUAUUAAUUUGGAGAAAAGACGAGACUUAUUUGAAAAGGUAUGCGAGUUGUAUGAAUAUUAUAUAAACACUUCACACACAAAGUUUCUUACCUCUAAUAUUGCCAUAAAAUAUGCUCGUUUCCUUUGGAAAUGUGCAAAUAAAAUCGAAAAGGCCAUUGAAGUCAUUACUGAAAUCAUUAAUAAAGAUAAGGACAAUAUGCAAGACAAUGCCAGAUUAUUGCUGCAACUCAUUGAGCUGAAAAUGAGUGUAAAACCAUUAAAUGAAAAAUCAGUUAUUCAAAUUUUUGAUGAUAUAUUAUCAAUGAGUAGUGUCAAUUUAGAGCAGAAAAUAUUGUUUUCUCAACGCAAAUUGGAGUUUAUUGAGGAUUACACUUGUGAUUAUACAUCUUUACGUAAAGCGACUAAUGAGUUUAAAUGUUAUACAGAGUUGCUCGCUAGGGAGAAGAAAAAAGCAUUAGCUGCAGCUGAUGAAGAGAAAUCUAAGAUUGAAAAAGAAAUAAAAGCAAAACAGACCCAAGAUAUGGCAGUACCCUCAAGUUCACAGGUUGCUCCUACCAACUAUCAGCCCUAUAAUACAGCUGGAUAUUAUCCUCAACAGUAUACUGGGUACAAUCAGGCAACCUAUCAACAGUAUGCCCCUACUGGACAAGAUUAUUCAUACCAGUAUCAAAAUUGGAGCUAUCCACAAGCAAAUUAUAAUCAAACAUGGGGAUCAUACAAUUACAGCAGCAACGGUGGAAGUGGAGGAUAUUAAUGCACACAAUAAAUAUUUAAGUACGAUAAGUUUAGACAAUAAUUGUUUAUUGUAAAAAAUUACUAAGAUAUAAAUAAAUGU
Molecule: messenger RNA, 3557 nt
Organism: Sipha flava (yellow sugarcane aphid)
Lineage: Eukaryota; Metazoa; Arthropoda; Insecta; Hemiptera; Aphididae
Product: pre-mRNA-processing factor 39-like
Exons: 2
Coding region: 972-3476 (834 amino acids)
Biological process (GO): RNA processing; mRNA 5'-splice site recognition
Cellular component (GO): U1 snRNP; U2-type prespliceosome; commitment complex
Molecular function (GO): protein binding
Source: RefSeq, a predicted model, not a curated record